This is a messenger RNA of Trichoderma atroviride IMI 206040, 682 nucleotides long. RefSeq lists its product as uncharacterized. Gene Ontology annotation, cellular component: nucleus. The record is from RefSeq and is a predicted model, not a curated record. NCBI's taxonomy places the organism in Eukaryota, Fungi, Ascomycota, Sordariomycetes, Hypocreales, Hypocreaceae.
AAUGGCGGGACAAUCUUGAGGAUUAACGGCAGUCUCAAAGAAAUGACGGCACGGUGGACUGAAGAAGAGUGGAUCAAUAAUCGUCGAAUAGUCAAGUUCGAAAAAUUUCAAGAUGGAGAGAUCUUGAAUGUCGACUUUAAAGCAGUUCCAGUAAAUGAGAUUCCAGCCAAUAGCAUCUGUAUCUCAUGCAUUUGGUGGGAUACAUUCUCCGACUGCUACCUUACACACUUUGAUGCCAUGUACCUACUUGAACAGCUUAUGGGGGCACCUGGCCGCUUUUCUGUCGAGAGGAAGAACCGCCUCCGCCGCAAUCUCGAGGGUUUUCAUCCUGUAACAAUUUCAAAGACGAAUCCUCACAAUUCAGGACUUUUCAAAACUGUCAUGGCCUUUGGCUAUCCCAGACCCAGGGACAUAGAAGGGGAUUUUAGAGUGCUCCCCUGGAAUUGUCUCGAACCAAUGCUCAGAAAGAUGAUUGGAAAGUAUAAAUUCAUUCCGUUUGGAAUAUACAAUGAUAUCUUUCGGCGAGAAAGGGGACAACAUGCCGAUGAUACUCCAGUCGCUUUUUCCAAAUUGCCAGAGAUUCUUGUUGAUAGGCCUGGGAUCUCUUUACCAUGGUUGAGAUACUGUGUUCAACAUUGCGAAGGAUUUGGAUGUGGAUGAAGAUGUUCGAGAGACUUUUGGG